Ictalurus punctatus (channel catfish) is the source of this 1841-nucleotide messenger RNA. It is a transcript of the gene usta, whose product is annotated as uronyl 2-sulfotransferase a. The transcript is spliced from 8 exons. Gene Ontology annotation, cellular component: membrane. The record is from RefSeq and is a predicted model, not a curated record. Gene Ontology annotation, molecular function: sulfotransferase activity. The coding region runs from base 205 to 1425 and encodes 406 amino acids. NCBI's taxonomy places the organism in Eukaryota, Metazoa, Chordata, Actinopteri, Siluriformes, Ictaluridae.
ACAGAGGAUGGAUUCCCGACUUCACUUUAGCACAAAAAGAGCAAUAGUUUGAUCAGAGGAGAGACAGUGAGGAAGACUGGGAGACAGCGCGGACUGAGUUUCAGCUCCUUUCAGCUUCUGGGUUUCUAAAUGCGCUACACAAAGUUUGUCCCUGAAGCUGCGGAUGGGUGACGACCACUCUCAGCGCUUCCAUGCAAGGAGACGAUGAAGAAUCACAACGGCAGCCCCAGACUAAACCACCAUCACCCGGCUAAUCACACCAGAGAUCGGAACGGUAGAAGGGGAGACUGGCUGUGGGCCGUUUGGCUGCGCUUCUCACUGCGUGAUUAUGGCUUCUGCAUGGCCGCACUGCUGCUCUUCAGCCUCGGCUCGCUCUUCUACCAGCUCAACGGAGGACCUCCGAGACUCCUGCUCGACAUGCGCCAGUAUCUCGGAGAAUCCACAUUCAUGGACGAUCACGGUCCCCCCGUCCAAAAGGUGCUGCCAUUCCCCAGUCAGGUGAUCUAUAAUCGAGUAGGGAAGUGUGGCAGUCGCACUGUGGUGCUGCUCCUCAGGAUUCUGGCUGAGAAACACCAGUUUAACCUGGUUUCCUCUGACAUCCACAACAAAACCCGGCUCACCAAGCACGAGCAGGUGGACCUGAUGAAAAACAUCAGCACAAUCCCACAGCCCUUCCUGUACACGAGGCAUGUUCACUUCCUCAACUUCACCAGGUUCAGGAUGGAGCAGCCUGUGUACAUUAACAUCAUCAGAGACCCCAUUAACCGCUUCCUCUCCAACUACUUUUUCCGCCGGUUUGGAGACUGGAGGGGCGAGCAGAAUCACUUGAUCCGCACACCUCGGAUGAAAGACGACGAGAGAUACCUGGACAUUAACGUGUGUAUCCUGGAGAAUUUCCCAGAGUGCACAAAUCCUCGUCUUUUCUACAUUGUGCCGUAUUUCUGUGGUCAGCAUCCUCAGUGCAGGGAGCCAGGUGAAUGGGCACUAGAGAGGGCCAAACAGAACGUCAUGGAGAACUUCCUGCUAGUGGGAAUUUUGGAGGAGCUGGAGGACGUGCUGCUCCUGCUUGAGAGACUGCUACCUCACUACUUCAGCGAUGUGCUGACCAUCUACCACAGCCCAGCCUUUUGGAAGGUGGGCAACCUAACAGGCACAGUAAAGAAGCACAUGCCCACGCUGGAGGCUUUGCAGGUGUUGUACCGCCGCAUGAGGUACGAAUACGACUUCUACAACUUCGUGCGUGACCAGUUCCACCUGGUCAAGAAAAAAAUUGGCCUCAAGUCGACACAUACAAGCUCGGUGCGAGAGCUUGACUUUCUGCGGGAGCUCGCCCUACAAACCAACGACCCACUGGACGAGGACGACGAAGAUGAGGAAGACGAUACUGCUCUGGAAGAUGCCAACAACUGGUUGGUGCAGCCUUGAAUGUUGGCACAAAGAAUCCCAGGAUUCAAGUGGAUAUAGCAUUCCCAAGAGCACUUUGUGUGUGUGUGUGUGUGUGUGUGUGUGUGUGUGUGUGUGUGUGCGUGUGCGUGUGUGCGUGCGUGUUGUGUGCAUGUACACAUGAUCAAGUGAUACCCGUAUUUUUAACGGGGGCAUUAUAAAUCCACCAGGACAGUUAAAGUGCAUGGAUGGACCUAAUUUAAUAUAUUCAAAAAUACAAAACAAAAGACAAUGUACAAAUGAAUUUAUCUUUUGUCUUUUUUUAAUUAAGAAUUCUUUUUGCUUUGUUUAAAAAAAAAAAAGGAAAAGAACUCAGAAAAAAAGAGUUUUUGUCAUUUGUUUAUAUAUCUGGUGUUUAAGAUUUGGGGGAGAAUAAAUGGAAGAACAUUUACAAUCAG